ACGUAACUUAGUAUUUUUUUCUUUCUUAAAAAAGAGAUCAGCUGGUGGUUUCGUGACUGCAUUUCACUGUUUUGGAGGCCAAAGAAACUCAUAAAGACAUUUUAACCUCCUGACCAUUAUCGUGUGAUUCACAUGCAAGAAAAAUUAAACUUAAUCUGAAAUACGAAUUUAAAAUUCGCCCCCAACCAUUGAGAGCUGAUCGUGAUCAACGUAACCAUUGAGCGACUCGGAACCUCCCACCUCCUUACGCACACACCACCAAACAACAAAAUCUAUUUUCCUCGCCAACGCCAACUGACAUAGCCAAAGCACCCAAGCAAUCGAGAACACGAAAAGCAGACGAAAAUGGCGUCGCCCGCCGCAAGGAUCACCUUCCGCAUAGUAUUCGUGGCUCUGGUCGUUCUCGUCCUCUUCUACGUUGGCCGCCCUCUCUACUGGAAAAUCUCCGCCACCAUCCACGAGAUCCGCCAAAACAAACAGACCGUUAAGCAAGGUAUAUCGCAGAUUGUUCUGGAAGCUCAGAAAUCGGUCGGUUGGUACCACGACGAGUCGGAUUCGGGUGCCCGCUACGAUAGGGCCGCGAAGAAUGUCGGGUUGGCCACGACCCGGAGGCUGCUGCUCCGCCAGGUUUCGUGAAAUCCCUUGAUUUUUCCAAAAUUUACUGCUUUGUAAGACUGAGGUUUCAGUGGGUCUGUUCAAAUCUGGUCACAUUUCGAAUGAAUCGGUUAAAUUAUGUUGAAUUAAUGUGUUUAGGGAGUGAAAUACUUCUUCCUGACACUACUAAAUGUUAGAAAAGUUUGCACAACUGCAAUGCUGGAUAUGUAUCGGUUUCGGAAUAUAUAUAGAAUUUUACUGAGUAUGAUUAUAUAUAUAGUAUUUUGGGUUUUUUUGGUGCA
Molecule: messenger RNA, 896 nt
Organism: Malus domestica (apple)
Lineage: Eukaryota; Viridiplantae; Streptophyta; Magnoliopsida; Rosales; Rosaceae
Source: RefSeq, a predicted model, not a curated record